CAUUCGCAAUCACAAUAAAAGCAAUCUCUCCCUCUCCUCCUCUGACCUUGUGUUCGGCUCAUUGUUCCAUGGCAAUUCCAGUGAUUGAUUUCUCUAAGGUUAAUGGCACAGGCGAAGAGAGGGCCAAGACAAUGGCUCAGAUUGCCAAUGGAUGCGAGGAGUGGGGUUUCUUCCAGCUGAUGAACCAUGGAAUCCCAGAGGAGCUCCUAGAGAGGGUGAAGAAGGUUUGCUCAGAAUACUUUAAGCUGGAAAGAGAAGAAACCUUCAAGAACUCAACAGUAGCAAAGACUUUGAAUGACUUGGCUGGGAAGAAGAGCGGUGAGAAAUUGGAGAGCGUGGACUGGGAAGAUGUCAUCACUCUCCUAGAUAACAACGAGUGGCCAUCCAAAACCCCCGGAUUCAAGGAAACCAUGACUGAAUACCGUGCUGAGCUGAAGAAAUUGGCCGAGAAGGUCAUGGAAGUGAUGGAUGAGAACUUGGACUUACCAAAAGGAUACAUCAAGAAGGCAUUCGAUGACGGAGAAGGAGACGGUGCCUUCUUUGGUACCAAGGUUAGCCACUACCCACCAUGUCCUCAUCCUGAGCAAAUCGAUGGUCUCCGAGCCCACACCGAUGCUGGGGGUGUCAUCUUACUCUUCCAAGAUGAUGUGGUAGGCGGCCUUCAAAUCCUCAAAGAUGGGCAAUGGAUUGAUGUCCAGCCAAUGAAGAACACUAUUGUCAUCAAUACCGGUGAUCAGAUUGAGGUCCUUAGCAAUGGCCGAUACAAGAGUACAUGGCACCGUGUUUUGGCCUCCCCGGACGGGAACAGAAGGUCAAUUGCUUCUUUCUAUAAUCCAUCGCUUAAGGCAACUGUAGCUCCUGCACCAGCAUUGGUGGAGAAAGAUAGCGAAAAGAUCAAUCAAACUUACCCCAAGUUUUUGUUUGGUGAUUACAUGUCUGUUUAUGCUGAGCAGAAGUUCCUUCCGAAAGAGCCCAGGUUCCAAGCUGCAACGGCCAUGUAAAAAGGAGCAGCAGCUUCACAUUAAGAAGAUGAAACCUUUUCUUUUUCUAGUAUAAGUUUUUAGUGACAGGUAAUUUGCCUCAUGGCAGAAGGCUUCUUUCUCUUGAUCAUACAUAUGAAGAGAAACGAAAGCUUGUUAUAUCCGUGUGUUUUCUUUUGAUUGUCUAUGUAAUUUCCUUGUUUUGCAAUGAUGAGGUGCUUACACUACAUUUGCUAAAGUUUGCUUUGUACAAUAAUAGUAUCCUAUAUAAACAGUACUGUGAAAGCUCUACAUCUUCAAGAAA
Populus euphratica (Euphrates poplar) is the source of this 1284-nucleotide messenger RNA. RefSeq names its product 2-oxoglutarate (2OG) and Fe(II)-dependent oxygenase superfamily protein. The transcript is spliced from 3 exons. The record is from RefSeq and is a predicted model, not a curated record. The coding region runs from base 69 to 1001 and encodes 310 amino acids. Lineage: Eukaryota; Viridiplantae; Streptophyta; Magnoliopsida; Malpighiales; Salicaceae.